This is a messenger RNA of Ilyonectria robusta, 909 nucleotides long. RefSeq lists its product as uncharacterized. The record is from RefSeq and is a predicted model, not a curated record. Lineage: Eukaryota; Fungi; Ascomycota; Sordariomycetes; Hypocreales; Nectriaceae. The coding region runs from base 1 to 909 and encodes 302 amino acids. The transcript has 2 exons.
AUGGGCCCAGAUGACAAGGAACACAAACGCACAACGAAAAGAACAUGCAAUGGCCCUGCUCCAAAUAAACGCAAGCUCCUUGAUGAGAAUUGUGCAUCUUCCACUACUCCGAAGAGAACGAAUAAAACGAAACUCGAUCCCGACGCUCCUCGACAACGACCAAAAAUAAUCAUGGUCGUCACCCCCAAACAUUUUGAUGACCGACAACGAAGCCCAUUGCAUUCCCGUACAUCGAGACCUUGGACCAAGGCCCAACCCCCUUCACCAGCACAAGACAUCGUCGCGGGCCCUCACCAGCCCUACCGAGGGACAUGUUUACACGCUACGGAUCGGUGCAGCCAUUGCUCGCUCACUCCCCUGACUGGCACGGAAUGGAUCAAAGUCGAUGUGAUGUUGCAGAUGGAAGAUUUGAUCCGAGUGGUCGUACUCUAUUACUACGCCAUCUCCCGCCGCGCCAGAGGCAGCAACAUUUUCGACCGCCUGCCUCCUGUCAAGGAGGGUAAAACGCCCAACGCAAUGCUCGACUCCGAUGAAGGUGCUCGACUCCAGCGGGAAGGGACGAGACAGCGGAAGAAAGACAACCCGACCACGCACGCCGAUAUCACUGGCGCGGAUGCUGGUGAUUUGGUUGGGACAAUCCUGGAGCAGCUCUGUUCCGCCAACCCCAACAACACAAUUUCAGACGGCUCACCAACGAGACACCCCGUUAUAUAUACACAACCUCGGUAUGAGAUGACGACAUUGCUACGAGUUUUUAUCUUCGAGUCGGACAUAGACCUUGGACGACGAACCGCAAGUUUCAUGGGCCACAAAGACAACAGUGGGCCACAAAGACAACAGCGUGCCACACUACUCACAGCUGGCACUAGGGAGAUGGAUUGCCUCUAUAUUAUUUGGCCACUUUAUUGA